This is a messenger RNA of Triticum aestivum (bread wheat), 581 nucleotides long. RefSeq names its product calcium-binding protein CML38. The record is from RefSeq and is a predicted model, not a curated record. Bases 33 to 323 code for a protein of 96 amino acids. NCBI's taxonomy places the organism in Eukaryota, Viridiplantae, Streptophyta, Magnoliopsida, Poales, Poaceae. The transcript has a single exon. Gene Ontology annotation, molecular function: calcium ion binding.
CUCACACGCAGGUUUCGGCGGGAGGAGGAUCGAUGGCGUUCAUGCGGUACCGUGCGCUGCCGCAGGGGGAGGUGAAGGCGGAGGAGUUCUGGGCGUGGCUGGGGCAGUUCGACGCGGACCACGACGGCCGGAUCAGCCGGGAGGAGCUGCAGCGCGCGCUGCGGAGCCUCAACCUGUGGUUCGCGUCGUGGAAGGCACGGGGAGGGGUGCAAGCCGCGGACGCCAACCGUGACGGCGCCGUCGGCAGGGAGGAGGCCGGCCGGCUCUUCGCCUACGCACAGAGGCAGCUCGGCGGCAAGAUCACCCAGCUCGGCUCCUACUGAUCAAGCUGGGCAUGUAUUAACCUGCUGCUGUAACUACGAUCGUGUGUGGAGCACGAGAUUUUUUUUUCCCCGAAUGAUGUGGAGUAUGAGAUGGAUAUGUUUGUGUUUUCGCCUUUUCGGAGUUCUUGGGACAACUUUGCAGUGGUUUCCCAAGAGUUUCCUACUUUGUAUUUUCAGCACUGCGAACUCUAUGGAGAUUUGCAGAGUUGUGAGACAUGAUGGACGUUUCUCCAAGCUCUGUUGAUUAUUUUGCUUAUG